Messenger RNA from Pseudonaja textilis, 749 nucleotides. The record is from RefSeq and is a predicted model, not a curated record. Lineage: Eukaryota; Metazoa; Chordata; Lepidosauria; Squamata; Elapidae.
UCCCAGCCCCUCCCUUCGGUACCACCCGGCGGCUCCGAUCUACUACUGUGGCCAUGCCAGAGCAGGCCAUCUCCUUCGCCAAGGACUUCCUUGUGAGUGUCGUCUCUGUGGCCAUCAGCAAAACGGCAGUGGCUCCCAUCGAGCGGAUCAAGCUCUUGCUUCAGGUGCAACGUGCAAGUAAACAAAUUGCUGUUGAUCAACAAUACAAAGGAAUCAUUGAUUGUGUUGUCCGCAUUCCCAAAGAGCAAGGAAUAUUGUCCUUCUGGCGUGGAAAUUUAGCCAAUGUUAUGAGAUACUUCCCAACUCAGGCACUCAACUUUGCCUUCAAGGAUAAGUAUAAGCAAGUGUUUUUAGGAGUAGACAAGCACACACAGUUCUGGAGAUAUUUUGCUGGUAACCUGGCCUCGGUUGGUGCAGCUGGAGCUACCACCCUCUGCUUUGUCUAUCCUUUGGAUUUCGUGAGAACCUGCUUGGCAGCUGAUGUUGGAAAAUCUGGUGCUGACAGGGAAUUCACAGGGCUGGGAAAUUGCCUCAUCAAAAUCUUCAGGUCUGAUGGCCUGCGUGGCUUAUAUCGAGGCUUCAAUGUCUCUGUCCAGGGCAUAAUCAUCUAUAGAGCUGCUUAUUUUGGAAUCUAUGAUACAGCAAAAGGUAUGUUGCCAGAUCCUAGGAAUACUCAUAUGGUGAUAAACUGGAUGAUUGCACAAACAGUGACUUCAGUAGCUGGCAUGGUCUCCUAUCUCAGUUUCUGA